UUCGCUCGGACCAUCCAUGGCACCCGCACCCACACCUCUGCCCUACACAGCACCUAGUCAUGCUCGCCACAACUGGGCCACGGCUAGCUCCUGGUGCAUCUCUCACCUCGCGUCUGAUUGCCUCUGCUCUACCGCAUAUCCCAAACCAUGGCUUCACACCUUCUGCCGUCCUAGCAGGGGCUCGGGCGUCAGAGUUUCGACUCAAGGCGCCCCUAGACGCUCUCACCAUUGACAGGCUCUUCCCCGGCGGGCCCACAAGUCAAACAGCUAUCCCUCUUCGUCUGUUGAAGAGGUGGGAUGCUAUGCAGCUCCAAGCAAUGAGAUCUCAUUUCCACGCCAUAAAGGAGAGAUCCGGCGGGGGAGGACUAGGAAGCAAGGCUGGGGAGGGGAGCAAAAGAACCUUUGGCGAUGCUCUUACCCUCUUGCAAGAUUCGAUCCCAAAUCCCCUGCCUCUCCUUGCCAGAGCAGGGCAGAUCGCAGAUGAAAGUUGUACAAUUGCUAACCACGACGAAGGAUUCGGGCCUCGCUGGUAUACCUCUCGGGGUCGUCUUGCUAUAGCGUACCUGCUCAGUGCCUGAGCAGCAAUGAAGGACCCACCCUUGUGUCGGACCUGCAAGCAGGCACCUCGAGCGCAACACAAUGGAUGGAGUGGGGAGGGAGGGGCUGGAUCGGAAUCCUGAGGAGCCAAGGACUAGGAUGAGG
This is a messenger RNA of Microstroma glucosiphilum, 702 nucleotides long. RefSeq lists its product as hypothetical. The transcript has 4 exons. The coding region runs from base 60 to 578 and encodes 172 amino acids. NCBI's taxonomy places the organism in Eukaryota, Fungi, Basidiomycota, Exobasidiomycetes, Microstromatales, Microstromataceae. The record is from RefSeq and is a predicted model, not a curated record.